This is a messenger RNA of Seriola aureovittata, 5593 nucleotides long. RefSeq names its product zinc finger protein 239-like. The transcript is spliced from 4 exons. Gene Ontology annotation, biological process: regulation of transcription by RNA polymerase II. Gene Ontology annotation, cellular component: nucleus. NCBI's taxonomy places the organism in Eukaryota, Metazoa, Chordata, Actinopteri, Carangiformes, Carangidae. Gene Ontology annotation, molecular function: RNA polymerase II cis-regulatory region sequence-specific DNA binding; DNA-binding transcription factor activity, RNA polymerase II-specific. The coding region runs from base 305 to 1426 and encodes 373 amino acids. The record is from RefSeq and is a predicted model, not a curated record.
CAGCAACAGCAGCAGCAACAGCGACGUCAUCGUGCCGUCACCUUGCAAGAUGGCGGUAUUUGCGUGGCAACAUUGAUGAGAACAGAAGAAUGACUGUUGGAGAGAAAAAGAUUCAUCUGACAACUCCAGUUUCUCCUCCUCAGUCCAGUUUCUCUUCCUGUUUCUCAUAUUUUCAUCAAACUGUAAAAACACCACCCAGAAGGACGCUCGGGUUUCAGUCAAGAUCUGAAUAAGUAGAGCUGAAACCUGCUGACGAGGAGAGACACAUUUGGAGGACGUUAACUUUGACCAAUAAGGAUUAGAAAUGAGUUCUUCAGAAGAGAUGAAACCAACAGACACAGACAGGACCAGACCUCAUCAGUGUCAGAAGUGUGGGAAGUCUUUCAGUCGGAUUUGUAGUCUGAGAAGACAUGAACUCACUCACACUGCAGAGAAACUGUACCACUGUGAACAAUGUGGUAGCACUUUCAGUGAACUAAAUGCAUACAAUUUACAUCUGUAUACCCAUCCUGAAGAGACACCAUACUGCUGCGACCAGUGUGGGAGGGAUUUCAGCGACCAGAACUCAUACAGAAAACAUCUGCGUGACCACACUGGACCAUACCAGUGUGACCAGUGUGAGAAGAGCUUCAGUUACUUCAGUAUUUACAAGAUACACAUGCGUGUCCACACGAAAGAAAAGCCUUACUGCUGUGACCAGUGUCCAAAGAGUUUUAGUUUUUUAAGUUCAUACAAACGACACCUGCUCAGUCACAGUGGAGAGAAGCCCUACCAAUGUGACUUUUGUGGAAAGAGUUUCACUCAGUCAGGGCAUUUCAGUCUACACCUGCGUAACCAUACUGGAGAGAAACCAUACGAGUGUGACCAAUGUGAAAAGACAUUCAGUGACUUGAGUAGUUACAAGAUACACCUGCGUGUACACACAGGAGAGAAACCAUACUGCUGUGCCCAGUGUGGGAGGAGUUUCUCUCAGUUAGGUAAUUACAAGUCACAUUUACGUAUACACACUGGAGAAAAACCCUUCCGUUGUGAACUGUGUGAGAAAAGUUUCUCUAUUUCCAAAACAUACAAGCAGCAUGUGCGCACCCACACUGGAGAGAAACCGUACCAGUGUAAAGAAUGUGGGAAAGGUUUUGGUCGUCUAAGCAACUACAUGCGCCACCUUCGUAUUCACACCGGAGAGCAACCAUUCAGCUGUGACCAGUGUGGGAAAUGUUUCAACAGUUCAUACAGUUAUAGCCGCCACCUGCGUGUCCACACUGGAGAGAAACCAUACUGGUGUUCACAGUGUAAGAGGCUUUUCACACGUUCACAGUCUUUGAAGAAACACCGCUGUGUAGAAAUAGAAGAGGAGAUUUCAACUGUGUGUAUCAAAGAAGAACAAGUGAGCUGUUCGUCAACAGAAGCAACAAAGGACAAUCAAUAACAACCAACAAAAUAAAUUACAGUGGGUGCCACAGAGGAUACAGCAGACUUUGAAUACACACACAGCACACUUAGGAUCAGUUAAUUGUUGUUGUUUUUUUUUCCCCCAUGGGACCUUUUGACACUAAGACAAAUACAGAAUAUAUCACCAGACUUAUAUAAACCAUGUUUUUUUCUCUGAUUAAGAUUAAGGAAACAAAAAAGUGUGGUCACUAAACCCACACGCACACACACACACACACAUACAUACACACACACAGGAAAAAAUCUGUGAAAACUCAGACAUAUCCCAGGUUUCUUUGCCCCAAAAACUGUUGUUGGAAUGCAAAAUGUGACAAAACAUGCUUUCAUCAUCUUAGAAAAUAUUGCUAAAGUGCAGCCAUUUCCCACAUACCGAGAGACUAGUGCAUUCUUUCAGCACCAGCAGGCUACACUACUGUAAUGCUCUCUUCUCUGGUCUCCCCAAAUAAGCUGUAAAUAGGUUUCAGACCAUUCAGAAUGCAGCAGCACGUCUUCUGACUGACACCAGAAGGAGAGCACACAUCUCGCCUGUCCUAGUCUCUACACUGGCUGCCUGUUAGUUUUAAAACAAAUUUUAUAAAAUCCCGUUAUUAUUCCUCAAAUCACUCAAUGGAUAAGUGCCUGAAUACAUGUCAGAAGUAUUCCCCCGCCUGACAACUCAGGUCCUCUGAGACAGCCCUUUUAGUUGGUCCUAAGUGAGGACAAAGAACCAGUGCUCUGCAGGUAAGCCCCUCGCCUGUGGAACAGCAGGACAUGAGGAUGGCACAGUCACUGCUUAGUUUCAAAAGAAAGACUUCGUUUUUUAUUUUAGCUUAGCCUUUUAAACCUAUUUACUUAUUUAUUUAGUCGAUUUACUUAUCUAUCUAUUUUGUCCUAUUUUGAUUGAUUUUACUGCUUUUUAAUAUCCUUAAAGGGACAGUUUCGUUUUUUUGACAUGGGGUUGUGUGAUGUAGUCAUAUAUACUCAGUACAUUACCCACAGUAGAUUCUGUUCAGCGCAGUUAGGAAAUUUGACUGGCAGCACCCGGCAGAGUGAUAUGUUGUUGUGGGUGGGGCCACGAGAAAAAAAACGUGUUUUAGACCCAUGAAACAAUCCAAUAUCUGUUUAAAGGUAGCUCCAUAUAGAAUAUUUUCAGCGCUGAACAGAAUCUACUGUGGAUGAGGUACCAGCUAUUCAUGAGUACCUCACACAAUGCCACAUCAAACGACCUGAACUAUCCCUUUAAUCACCUUGUAUUGCAGUUUUGCACAAAAGGCGCUAUAUAAAUAAAGCUGAUUUUAAUUGAUUUGAUUAUCUGCCUGAUAUUUGCAGGAAAAAUCCUCCAUAGGGCAUCAAGACCACAAACACGGCAGAGACGUCACAUUCAGUGACUUGAAUUGGCUGAGGGGAUGCCGAGCAGACAACUUGCAGACUGUGACGGCCCCCACCUGUCACUCAAAGCUGUUGUGUUGUCUAGAGUGGAGCACUUCAAAAUUCUGAUUGGUUGCCGCUGCACCAACUGCACAUAGCUCAUUACCAUGAAGUUUCCUGGACUUCAACGUUCUCUGAUGGGCAUGCCACCAACAGACACUGGCUCACAUGGAAAAUGAAUGAACGACCACAGGUGACGUUCUCACUGCUCUGUCUGAACACACAUUUACUUUGGCGCCACCUGGUGGAAAAAGAAAGGGCACAGUGACUGAUUAUUCUCAUGUCAUUCACAUUGAUAAGCAGUAGACUGAUACCACAAUUAUUUUUGUAAAAUUUCAUGUCAUGAGAGGCUCUUUGUCGCAUGCCCCUCAUGUUUGUCAUGUCUUGUCAUGCUGCCACCCCAAUUUAUUGUUGAGAAAUGAGUUGCUCACACAAUUGGAAAUGAUACAUUUGAAAAACUUCAGUGUGUCACACACUUUGUGGCCUUUUCUACUAUUUCCAGUAGAAAAUAGUUCCUAAUAACAAUAAUUCAAACGAUGCGCUGACAACAAGUGGCAGCAAGUCCGCAAAGCUCGUAGUUUUUUUAAAUAUUUGUAUAUAUUAGUAUAUUUUUUGUUGAUUAAUGUUUUUCUAUGUCAUUUCAUCUGACGAACAACUCCUGGCUUUUAAGUUUACCAGAUAUGGAGUUAAACAGAUGCAGAGCUGGGGCUAAGCUAAAGGCUAGUAGAUGGAGAUUUAACCCUUUUCUACCAUCGAUCCACAUGGGAAAUGUCAACUCCCUGGCUAACAAGUGUGAUGAACUGGAGGCACUUAAGAAGAACCAGCAAGCAUAUUGUGUUGUGAGUGCAGUCUCAUGUGUUUCAUGGAGACCUGGUUAAACAACAACUCUCCCGACCGUUGUGUGGAUUUACCCGGCUUCACUGCAGUAUGAGCGGACAGAGACGCCAGUGGAAAGAAUGAAGGUGGAGGACUGGUUCUGCUUGUGAACAAUAGAUGGUGCAACCCUGGUCUUAACACAGGGAGGGAGAAGAUCUGCGUUUGGGAUAUUGAACUUUUGGCAGUUGGUCUUAGACUGUACUAUGUACCGAGGGAGUUCUCACACAUCUUCAGCAUUGUUGUUCAAGCACGAGCAGAGCCUGCACUCGCUUGUGACGUCAUUCACGAGACUGUUGCGAGAGUACAGACCCAGCACCCUUAUGCAUUCAUUGCAAUAUCGGGGGAUUUUAACCAUGUCACUCUCACCUCUCACCUGACUGGCUUGACUCAGUAUGUUGACUGUCCCACAAGGGAAAAUAAGACACUUGAUCUGUUCAAUGCAAAUGUCAAGGAGGCCUACAGUGCUUCAGCUCAACCACCACUUGGCAGAUCAGAUCAUAAUAAGUUUUUUCUUCAGCCUUCCUGCAAGCCCUGUGUACUGAGGCAGGCUGCAACCACCCACUCAUUCAGGAACUGGCCCCCGGAGGCCAGGGAGUCUCUAAAAGACUGUUUUGAGUGCACAGAUUGGAACGUCCUGUUGGAGUCACAGGAAAAUGAUAAAAGGAGCCUGACCUUGAUAGAAUGGUUUAAUGUACCACAGACUACAUUAACUUCUGUAUGGACACUGUAAUACCAGCAAAGAUUUCCAAACAACAAACCCUGGAUCACCAGUAACAUCAAGACCCUCCUCAACCAGAAAAAGGGUUAGGUCUUCAGGGAUGGAGACAGGGAGAAGCUCAGGUGUGUGCAACAUGAGCUGAAGAGAAAAGGCUGGGUCUGUGCAGGAGUGUGGACUCACUCAGGGCUGUUGUGGAGAGAUGCAUGCAAUGUAAGAUGGAGGCCAUCUUAGACAAUACCAACCAUCCUCUCCACAACAUUCUGGCAGGACAGAGAAGCAGCUACAUAAGCAAACGGUCUCAUCUCACUGUGCUGCAGAACAGAGACGUUCAGGAGAUCCUUUGUUCCCACUGCCAUCAGGCUAUACAACACCUCAGCUAAAGGAAGUGGACCAAUCAAAUUAUUAUUGUUUAUUUAUUAUUAACUGUUUUUAUUAUUGUUAUUAGCAACAAUGAGCUAAUGGACACAUGAAUUCCCCUAGGGGAUAGAUAAAGUAGCUAUCUAUCUAUCUUUCUAUCUAUCUAUCCAUCUAUGGAUUAUCCUGCGGUGUUUAUCAUGUGUGAUUUGUUCAUUCUGUAUGUUCUGGGAUUGUGCUCUGUAUGCAAGUAGUUGUAUGAUAAUUAUUGUUAUUAAUAAAUGCAAUUUCAACUUACAGCUGGAAACAUUUGAAACCUUUGUUUUCAGAUUUGAAAUGUCCAGAAUCACAGCUAGACUGUUGUCCUUUUUGGAUCAUAUCAUGUUUUUACAAAGUGAUCCAUUACUUGAAUGUCACAUAUACUCAGAACACAGAGUACUGUUAAUGUCACCAUUGUAUAUUGUGUAUAGUAUUAUUAGCAUUUCAGUAAGGAGAGAUCAAUCGGAUGUGUAUGACAGUGCUGAAGAAGCAGCAGAAGACAGUUUUGGUGAUUAGACUGAAGCAAUGAGGACAGGGGACAGCAACAACAACCCAGUGGAAUCAUGGCACAACCACCCUCACGUCACACAGAUGGAGACCAGGUGGAAGUUACAGAGCCUGGGUGUCCACCUCCUCUUCUGACUGAAUCAGAUGCUAGCAACCGAUCAUCAAUCAAACCAAUCAAAAGCAUCAAGAAGGAAUGCCGAAAGCAGGUUUAACAAACUGAGAAUAAAUUAUAUUCAAACAUCA